This is a messenger RNA of Colias croceus (clouded yellow), 2596 nucleotides long. RefSeq names its product sialin (gene MFS3). Bases 94 to 1602 code for a protein of 502 amino acids. The transcript has 11 exons. The record is from RefSeq and is a predicted model, not a curated record. NCBI's taxonomy places the organism in Eukaryota, Metazoa, Arthropoda, Insecta, Lepidoptera, Pieridae. Gene Ontology annotation, molecular function: transmembrane transporter activity. Gene Ontology annotation, biological process: transmembrane transport; monoatomic anion transport.
UGUUGACAUUUUGUCAAUUGUGUAUUAAAUUAUUCCUAAACUAUUAAAUUAUAAUCAUUCGGGUAUUGGAGGAAAUUAAAUUAAAAGUGUAAAAUGGACGUGCCGGCAAGAGGAAACGUUUUAGGACGUGUCCUACCAGCGCGGUACAUUCUGGCCAUCCUUGGUUCCAUAGGGAUGGCUAUUGUGUACGGGUUGAAAGUAAACCUGUCUGUCGCUAUGGUGGGCAUGUUGAACCACACUGCUAUGAAAUUGGACGCACCUGAGGAGUCAGUUCAUGAAAAUGUCUCUACGGAGUGCCAACCUACAAGUAACUCUACUAGUUCACAGGACGCAGACGGACCAUUUAUCUGGUCUUCAGCAGUACAGGGCACUGUACUUAGCUGCUAUUUUUGGGGAUAUUUCGUCUCCCAAAUACCAGGUGGCCGUGUAUCGGAGUUAUUCUCUGCGAAAUGGGUGAUGUUCUUCAGUGUUACCAUAAAUGUGGUGUGCACUAUUUUAACUCCAGUUAUGGCGGAAGCGCAUUACAUAGCUGUGGUGUUGAUGAGAGUCGGGGAAGGUAUUGGUGGGGGUGUAACGUUCCCAGCCAUGCACGUGCUGUUAUCAAAAUGGGCUCCUCCAGCUGAGAGGAGUGUCAUGUCGACAAUCGUUUACGCGGGAACGUCAUUAGGAACUGUCAUCUCGAUGCUUAUGGCGGGAGUUUUGACUGCUACUUUGGGAUGGGAAAGUGUGUUCUACGUGAUGGGAGGGUUGUCUGCAAGCUGGUGCUUCCUAUGGAUAGUGUUAAUAAAGGACUCUCCGGGGGAACAGCCGCUAAUUAGCCAGGAAGAGAGAGAUUUAAUCGUCAGCUCGCUUGGUGGCAAGAGCGAUGAUCAUGGUCAUAAAAACGCAUCAGUCCCCUGGAAACAAGUGCUCACUUCUGGCCCGUUCCUGGCCAUCUUAGUAGCUCACGCUUGCUCCAACUUCGGCUGGUACAUGCUCCUCAUUGAGCUGCCCUUCUACAUGAAGCAGGUGCUCAAGUUCAACAUGACUGAGAACGCAGUAACAACAGCUCUACCCUUCCUGUCGCUAUGGCUAUUCAGUAUGGCGCUCAGCAAAACGCUUGACUCGCUUCGGGAGAAACAGUACAUCACCACCACUACUGCUAGGAAGAUCGGCACUUUCUUCGCGUCCGCGGUGCCAGCAGCAUGUCUGAUCGGGCUGUGCUACAUCGGAUGCAAUCGCACAGGAGCGGUAGCUCUCACUGCACUCGGCAUUACUUGCAUUGGUGGAAUGUUCUGCGGCUUCUUGUCCAACCACAUCGAUAUUGCACCAAAUUUUGCUGGUACAUUGGUUGCAAUAACGAACACAGUGGGCACAAUCCCUGGCAUCGUUGUACCAUUAUUCGUUAGCGCCCUUACACAUGGAAAUCAAACAAUCUCAGCCUGGCGUAUCAUAUUCUUCGUCACCAUAAUUCUAUACAUUAUUGAGAUAACCGUAUACACAAUAUUCGGUUCCGGCGAACAACAGCCCUGGAACAACUUGCCAGAAGAUAAAGAUACUCACGAACAGAAACCGCUCAAAGAAUUUGACAGAAAUGAUGGAUCUGAGAAAACCCACGUGUAAAACUUAGUGAAUUUAAUAUUAAUAAAUCGUCUAUUUAUGUACUUAGAUAAUUUUAUAAAUUUCGUACUUAUUGAAUUUUUUGUUAUGGCAAUUAGCUUUUAUUAUUCAAAUUUUAAAUGUCUAAUAAAAUAACGGCGGCAUUUUAAUUAGAUUAUUGUUUUACCUAUAAGAUUUGACUUCUUAGUUUAAAUUAACUUUGAUGAAGAUAAAAGAUUUAGUUCUGACUAUAGGAACGUAAUUCAUGAAGUAAUUACGUUGUGCAAAUCAAAUCUCGCUUUCCAAAUAUUUUUAAGAAAUAUUUUAUUGAGUGUAGACAUAAGUUUAAUCUAAUAAUUUAUUCUGAAAUUGAAUGAAAACCAUAUCAUAUUAUAUUUAAUCUUAAUAAAAAACAGCUUCAAAAUAUCUAAAUAAAUUCACUAACAAUGAUUCCUUUUGCACUAUUGUGGUACUGCUAUAAGAAGUAUCUAAAUAGUGUUUUAAAAUGUUUCCAUCAGUAUAACAAAUAUUGCAUUACUUCAAAUGUACGCUUAUAGAAUAUUUAAAACGAUAAAACUUGCCUUUGCACUGGACUGUAUAUAUGCCAAGAAUAUUUUCAAUAUGAAUAUUUGAUAUUGUUAAAUUAAUUUCUUCAGAAUUCCUCUGUUCAAUUUUAAUGUCAGUUAAAAAGCCAAUUUUUACAUACUAUGUUUUUUUUAUCCAGUGAGAAAAUCAUUAAUUUUUAAAAGUAUAAAAUAUGAUAAUAAGCAUUUUUUUGUAUUUAAAAUUUUGUAUUUAAUUUGAUCUGAUUUUUUUAUUGUUACUUAUUAGGCAACUAAGAUAGGUACUUAAGUUUUGCUAACAUAGUAAUUAAGACUGUUUUAUGCAUUGUAUUAUUUAAUAAUUGUAUGUGUACCUACUGUAAGUUAUAAAAUGCUUGCCAAAGACCUGAGGAAAUAAAAAUAAUGUAUGUUUUAUAAUAUAUUUACAUAUUGAUAAAAUAAAUGCUUUAAAUGUG